AUGACUGCAUCGGACACGUAUGGGCGCAAGUCGCCUUCGUUGGAGCGAUGCAGUGAUGAUGGACGGACACUUUCUAAAAACCUGGUGAAGAAUGCAAAGAGAACCAUUAGUCGGCAGUAUGUCAACAGGAAGAAGGAGUCUCUGACCACCUGGGAGAACAGGAGCAGCCUCCAGUCUGAGCUGGAUGAAGAUGAAAUCUCAGUUUCAGAGGAAGUGGAUCAGAGCACCCUGACCCUGUCCUCCACCAUCCGGUCUUCAGACAGACAGACCAUGAGCAACGUCGUGGAGCGCGCCUGCUGCCGUGACUACCAGCGCCUCGGUCUGGGCACGCUCAGCAGCAGCCUGACGCGCUCUAAGAAUGAGCCGUUCAGGAUUUCUACAGCUAACCGCAUGUACACGGUCUGCAGGAGCUACCCCGGCCUGCUGAUCAUCCCUCAGAACAUCCCGGACUCCACCAUCCAUAGAAUCUGCCGCUGCUACCGACAGAAUCGCUUCCCCGUAGUCUGCUGGAGACAUUCACGAACCAAGUCUGUCCUGCUUCGCUCAGCAGGCCUUCAUGCCAAGGGGGUAGUCAGCUUCUUCAAGUCUCCCAACACCCAAACUGCAGUGCCAUCUCAAGCGGACUCAACGAGCCUGGAGCAGGAGAAAUACCUGCAGGCCAUCAUCAGCUCCAUGCCCUCCUACAGCGAGACAACGGGCAGGAACACCCUGAGCGGCUUCACGUCCACACACAUGAACACCUCCGACUCGUCCGAUAAGCUCAGGCAGCCCAAGAUUGGAGAUCUGAUGAAGCAGGUUCUGGGCAACAAGGAAGAUGUCCCUGGAACCUUCAGCAGAGGAGCAUUUAGUCAAAAGGGGAAAGUCAUCUCCCUCUCUCAGCCCAAAGCCUCUGGCAAAGCUAGGAGCUCUUCUGGAGGUAAAUUUGGCAGCAUCCGGGGCAGCAGCCGUCUAAGUGCCUUCAACCCAGACGUGGGGACGCGAUUGGCUGGGAAAGAAUCUCCACAGCCCAAUGGGGGGCCAAACGAUCCGUUGUUCCUGCGCCAGCAGAAAGCCUACCUCUACAUCAUUGGAGACAAGGCCCAGCUCAAGGGAGGAAAGCAGGACUCGUUCCAGCAGUGGGAGGUGAUCCCCAUCGAGGUGUGUGACGUGCGGCAGGUCAAGAACAGCUUCAAGAAGCUGAUGAAGGCCUGCGUGCCGAGCUCCCCAACCUCGGAGCCUAAUAAGAGCUUCCUGCGCCUCCUGGAGGAAUCAGAGUGGAUGACUCUGCUGCACAGAGUGCUGCAGGUGUCCGUCUUGGUGGUGGAGCUACUGGACACCGGCUCCUCGGUCAUGGUCAGCCUAGAGGACGGCUGGGACGUCACAACACAGGUGGUGUCGCUGGUGCAGCUGCUCUCUGACCCAUACUACAGAACGUUCGAUGGUUUCCGGCUGCUGGUAGAGAAGGAGUGGCUGUCGUUUGGACACAGGUUCAGCCACCGUGGAGCGCAGACCCUGGCCAGCCAGAGCAGUGGCUUUACUCCCGUCUUUCUGCAAUUCCUCGACUGCGUACACCAGAUCCAUCUUCAGUUCCCCAUGGAGUUUGAGUUCAGCCAGUACUACCUGAAGUUCCUGGCCUACCACUACAUGUCCAACCGCUUCCGCACCUUCCUGCUGGACUCGGACUAUGACCGCAUCGAGCUAGGAGUGCUGUACGAGGAGAAGAGCGACAGGAAAAACCCUCAGGUGUGCAAGUCUGUGUGGGACUACAUCGACAGACUCUACAAGAAGGCGCCCGUCUUCUACAACUACAUGUUCUCCCCAGAAGACGACGAGGUCCUGCGGCCGUACACCUUCGUGUCCAACCUGAAGGUGUGGGACUUCUACUUGGAGGAGACCCUGUCUGAGGGGCCUCCUUACGACUGGGAGCUGAGGAGCAGGCACGAGCGCCUGGCAGAGGAGACGGCGGAGAAAGCCGACGCCGGCGCGCCUAAAUCCCAGCGCCGCAUCGUGUGGCCGUGCUACGACGACCUGAGCAGGGCGAUGCCCGACGCCAUCACCAAGCUGCUGCAAGACCUGCAGAGCCUGGAGGCUGAGCUCGGCCAGACGUCGGAGAAGUGGAAGGACACGUGGGACAAAAUCAAGACCACACAGAGGACUGAGACCAAACUGGAAAGCAAGCCGUCAUUCUCCAGCUCUCUGUUGAUGUCCUCCAACCUGAGCCACCAGCGCCGUUCCCAGGGCGUCUGUCUGCAGGACAGCGGCGUCGGAUCCUCCAUCAAGCUGGGUCUGGACUGCGAGGCCAGCGCCACGUCCACGCCCGUCUCGGGUCGGCCCAGCACCAGCACGCUCUACAGCCAGUUCCAGAGCACGGAGAGCGAGAACAGGAGUUUUGAAGGCAUUCUCUACAAAAGAGGAGCGCUGCUGAAACCAUGGAGACCACGGUGGUUCGUCCUGGACAAGACGAAACACCAGCUGCGCUACUACGACAGCAGACAGGACAAGGAGUGCAAAGGUAUGAUUGACCUGGGAGGGGUGGAGUCAGUCACCGUGGGAACGCCAACCAUGGGAGCGCCCAAAAACGUUGAGGAGAAAGCCUUCUUUGAUGUGAAGACGGACAAACGGAUGUAUAACUUCUGUGCCCAGGACAGUUCAAACGCACAGCUGUGGAUGGACAGUAUUCAGAGCUGCCUGUCAGACGCGUAGAGGGGAGGCGGCGCUCCGAGGAGCCGACACGACCAGGAGCUCACGCCUGAUGGACGCGUCUGCUGGCCUAGCUCAGCAGAACCGCGCGGGAAAGGGGCCUUUCACCACUGUCCACUAGUGUUGAACUAAUAAUGCGAUGUCACAUGUUACAGUGUUUGUUGUAAAGAAGAAAAAAA
Molecule: messenger RNA, 2858 nt
Organism: Fundulus heteroclitus (mummichog)
Lineage: Eukaryota; Metazoa; Chordata; Actinopteri; Cyprinodontiformes; Fundulidae
Product: myotubularin-related protein 5-like
Exons: 18
Coding region: 1-2682 (893 amino acids)
Source: RefSeq, a predicted model, not a curated record